Molecule: messenger RNA, 6277 nt
Organism: Anthonomus grandis grandis
Lineage: Eukaryota; Metazoa; Arthropoda; Insecta; Coleoptera; Curculionidae
Product: proteoglycan 4-like
Exons: 12
Coding region: 310-3918 (1202 amino acids)
Molecular function (GO): protein binding; DNA binding
Source: RefSeq, a predicted model, not a curated record
CUUCUGCUAUCUGCAGCUUCAAGUCGUUGUCAAAAUCGCUUGAGUUUUUUCGAUCCGGUCUUGAAAUAUCCCAAAUUCUGCCACUUUUGACAAAUGCAACUUUGGCAAAAAGUGCAAAAUAAGAAAAUAUCAAACAUUUUUGUUUAUCCUUUGCAGUUUAUUUAGUGCGAGGAAUAAAUGUAAUAACCAGUGACGCGUUGAAAGUGGCCAACAUAACGUGAUAGCAACUUUCAGCCCAGGUCCGUGCUGCGAUGCUUCAACAAAUUUUUCCCAUAAAUCGUCAGUUUUUGUUGUAAUUUGCAUUAAAGCAUGGAAAAUACGGACACUACAGUGGAAAACACCGAGGCUGAAGCCGUGGAGAACACGGAAAAGCCGCAAGAAGAAACCAAAACAAAUCAAGAUGAGGAGGGUGAACCAAUGGAAACUAGUAUUGAGGAACCUGUGCCCCCUCAACAGUCGGAAAAUCCCACUGAGAAUGGCGAUGAGGAGAUUGCAAAACCUGAGAUGAGUGAAAGCCAAAAAGAACCAGAAAAUGAAAUAGAAACCGCUGCUGACGAAGUAGCCACACUUGAGCCAGAAGAAAAAGCAGAUGACAAGGUGGAAUCUGAGCAAGAGGUACCCAAGGCCAGACCAGUGCGAACCACUAGAGGCACCAAAAGGAAAGCUGAUGAAAAGAAUGAGAGUACAAAUGAUAUAGGAAAUGAAACCCUAGGGGAAAAGGAAAAUCUUGAAUCAAAGAAUGGGGAAAAUUUAGAGAACGAAAACAAUCUAACAGAUGAAGUUUCCAUUAAAUCAGGUAAUAUCAUGGGAAAAGGGAAAAGGGCCAGGAUACCAAAUAAAAGGUACAGUGAAAUCCUACUGACCCCCAACAAAAAGUCAUCUCUUCCCUCUACUCCACCACAAAGUAAAACCAAUUCAUCAGAGCUCCAACUUGACAUACAAAUUAAAGAAGAACCAUUGGAUAUUGAAGUAAAGAAAAAUCAUUUGCCUGUAGUAAGGAGCCCUGGAUUACCUAAAAAAGGCAGUAGGUCAUCGACAUCCAAAGAGGACUUACAGGAUCCUAAGUACCAGAAACCAUUUAAAUUUGGCUGGAAACGUGAGUUGGUCUGGAGGUCAACAAGUAACUCAUUAAAACGGUUGGGAGAUAUCUAUUACUACACUCCAGCUGGCAAAAAAGUGAGAUCAUUUCGAGAAUUGUCGGACCAUUUAAACAAUAAAAGUUUGUCUUUGGACAACUUUUCUUUUACCAAAGAGUCAUUGGGGGUAAAUGAUCCCGAGAAAGAAAUUAUUAGGAAUGCCAAGAUUCCUAAAUCAGAGAGCUUUUCUGAAAGUUUUGAAACUAAGAAGUUGGAAAUUAAAAAGCCAAAGAAGCCGCUGAGUCCAAAGAGCAACAUAACUGACUCCCCAAAACCUGCACCCAAAGCGGCAGCUUCAACAGUAGCAGCAGCAGAUUCUUCAUCGUCAGCUUCAACCGCUCCGCCGUCAACUGCCGGAACUCCAACAACUCCCGCGACCCCUGGAAGGGCGAGAAGGGCCGCAGCCGCAGCUUUACCAACAGUUAUCCAUAAGGAAAAACUAGUUAAAGGUGCAUCACCGAGUCCUUCUAAAAAAGCUGCUGCUUCCACAACUACUACACCUGGAAAGAAGCCGUUACAGCAAAAAAUGCCGAUAAAGAAGGGACAACAGGGUCAGAAUAAGGGACCGCCCGCGAAAAAGGCAAAAUUGGCCGUUAAGAGUGAAGAACCGGCGAAGGUGGAGACGCCCAAGGUAUCGCCCAGAGUGGGGAAAACUAGCAAAUGCCAGCCUUGCUCGAUCCGAUGCGAAGGGCUCGAAGGUAUAAUACCCACUCUUCAAUGUCGCCAGUGUCUCUGUUUAUACCAUCAUGAGUGUAUAGGGCUCACCUCCGAUCUGGAGUUCCCGUACGUAUGCAAGAACUGUCAUGAACAAAGCCAGACCCCAGUAAGCGCAGACAUCGCCAGUCCGCCCCCAUUAACCCCAAUAAAUACCCUUAAAGCGACCGCGACGUCUCCCGUCAAUGUCCCGCCCCCUCCAAAACUUCACCGCAUUCCCAGACCCGAUUCGCUCGACCCCAUUCCCAUUUUGACUCCCGCGAUUGAUGUGCCGACAACAUCUAGAGAUUCUCCUCCCCUUGCUGUUACCAGUCCUAUUGGGUCUCCUCCGAUCAUAUCUCCACCCCCUUUAACUCCGAAAUCUUUGGGAUCUCCUACGAGGUCUCUUGUGGGGUCCGUGACCUCUUGGUUACCCCAAAAUGUAAAACUAGUCGGCACAUCGGAAGUAUCUCAAACUCCCAGGCCUCAAUACGUGGAGUAUAUUGGCGGCAAGAAGUAUCUAGUUAUUCCCAAGCAUAAUGUAAUGGCGGUGUCUUCGAGUGGGGCUCCGGAAGCCCCAAACACGCCUCCGAUAACUCGUCCGACGAGUCCUAAGGAGGCGGCACCUUCGGAGGUGAAGAAGGAGCCGAUGUCCCCAGCGGGAGGCAGCGAUGAAGCAAUGGAAGGCACAAGAGAAAAUAUUGAGGAAGAGUCCAGCGGAGUCAAGCCUAUAGAACCUACCCCGCCUACGCCCUCGAAACCCAAAAAGAAGCCUCCAAUCAACCUGAAAAGUAUAUCAAACAUAAAUACAGCAGUAAAGCUGUCAGACAGCGAGAAAAACGAGACGAGCUUCAUGGAGAACUACUUGCAGAAUUUGUCAUUCGGGUAUAACACGUUGCUUUACGUGUUCCAGUAUUUGAAGGUUCAAGACCUUCUUAAAGCAGGUUGUGUGUGUACGAUGUGGCGUGACAUCGCCAGUCAUCCGAUCUUGUGGCGAACGGUGAGAAUGAAGAAUUCACAGGUGCACAGUUUUGAAGGUUUGGCGAACACCCUCAAGAAACACGGCACCGUCCACUUGGAUUUGAGGAAAAUGCUGUUGCCAAACAGCGGCGACGACAUCUGGCCGGAGUUUUCCCAAGCGAUAGCCAGGGUGGAUAGUUUGAGAAAGAUUGAAUUGUGCAGGUGCCCCGCGUCAGUAGUGGAACAACUGGCUACCACCAACCCUUUCCUAGAAGUGAUUAAUGCCGUGACGAUAAAAUGCGAAAGCAUGAACCUGGACCCGUUAAAAUCCCUGCGGUGCAUAAGGGAAUUGAGAAUAAAAUCAACGACGGGCCUGAACAUAAACUCAAUUAAUUCACUAAAGGAAUUAGUCACGUUAAAGAUCCUCUCGAUAACUUCUAUUAAUGAUUUACAUAAAUUUGACUUGAGCGUGAUCGCGGAGCUGAAGAAUUUAGAGUCACUCGAUUUAGGCGAGUGCAGCGAUUUUCCCAAAGAUUUUGGACAAGACAUUUUAAUGAAGUUGGACAAGUUGGAAAAAUUAAGGCUGGAGAAGGGCCAAGGUAAUUGUCAUACGUUCGAAAUACUCGACGCCGUGAAAAACAUGAAGAAUCUGGAGCAGCUGGAAUUGGUGAAUUUCGAUGUGAAAACCGGAUUUGAUAAGGCGAUCGGAGGCUGUCGAAACAUUAAGAAGUUGAUGAUUAUUCCGACGUAUAUUUCGCAGAGCGCUACGACAAACAAUAUGGUUUUGUCGGGGGUAUUAAGGCUGCAAGGAUAUCUAACUCAUUUCGUCUGGGGCGUAACCCUAGAACUCCUCCGGGUGACCGAGCUUUUCGUCGACCAGUGCGAAGAUUCAAACAAAAAAGAGAAAAAACCGAGCGGUACCGGAGACAGUAUCCCGGUACUCAAACCGGUACCGGAUCUAUCGAACGGUGGGGCGAUCCAAACGGCCAGCAAUCCACCGCAAGUGGAAAUCUUGCCGUUGCCCAAUCUACAAAAACUGCUCAUGAACAGUUUACCCGGAACCAGAGUAAAAAUAUUAAAAAUACCCUUUCACGCCACGUGGAGACAGACCUUAACAGACUCUGUGUAAAUGUGUUGUGCAAGUACAAAGUACAUUCGUUUUCUGUUUUGUGAACUACUGUUUUAAUGACAUUGCUUUUGCCUGUCAAAUGUCAGGUUUUUUUUGACACAACGCCUACGUUACAAUCUCGAUAGGUACCAAACUGGCAAUAUAACGUGCCCAAGAUAAGGACGACCAGUACACGGAUCUCCGUAUCCGUAAGAGAUAGAAAAUUGGGUGAAUGGGAAGAAUUUAGCGGCUUUGGGUGCUGAAUAACAUGCCGCUAUGAAAUUUAAAAAAUCCGAAUAGUUCUGGGAAUAUCCGAAGAAAACCGAAAUUACCAAAAAAAUUUAAUAUUUUUUGAGUUUAUAACAAAAGAUUUUUAAAAAGAAAUGACAUUUUUUCAUUGCUAUUUUCAUUUUCCGACCACCAUCAUCACUUUUUUUUUUCAAAUACGGACCUGACUUUUCGGUAUAAAAUAUUAAAAGUGCUUUAAAUUCCGAAUUCAACGGUAUAGCACAAGUUAAGCAUUAUUAAAUAUCUUCGAUGCCUCAGAAGAAAGUAGGCUUUAGAAACAAAAUGGUCGUCAUAGAGACAUGCUUUUUCAUGUUUUCGUGGCUGAAAAAAUAUUUAGAACAGUAAUAUUAUUGAAAAAAUCAAUCUAAGGCCUACUUAAUACAACUAGUUUAAUGCUGGCUAAUUAGUUAAUUGAACAACGUUAACAAACAAUAACAAUAAAUAGUCAAUAAAAAGGUAUAUAAAAGAAUGUACGUCGGUAGUACAAAAAGAUUUCCUUCAUUUUUUAAACAUAAAUAGCAUCUCCUUAUCAUGGAUUCCAACACAUUAUUCAUCAUCAUUGGUAUUCCAAUCUUCGAUUACAAAAUUGUUUUUGUAAACAUAAUUUUCAACAUACCUCCAAAGAUAGAGUUCUAAGGUAGUAAUGUCGGGGGAACGUGCUGGCCAUGGCGUUCUAAAUAAUGUGCUGAUAUGUCUUCGUGGAAAUCUAGUUGAUAAAUAGUCCCUAACUACUCUGGCAUUAUGAGCAGGUAGGUGUUCCAUCUUGUUGAAAUCAAUGGUUUCCAAUUUCUGCAAGAGGCAAAUUAUCUAAAGCUUCCUCUAAAUCGUUUUACAGUAAUUCAAGGUAACGCUCAGAAUUCAAAUUAUGUUGGUAAAUGAAUUAUGGUGGCCUAAAAUUCUUCUUUCCACAAUACCAGACCACAUAUCGAAUCCAAAACGCACCUGGUGUCGUAUUUCUUUCACCAAACGAGCAUUUUCUGUAGCCCAAUAAUGGUGAUUUCUUCUAUUGAAAAUAGCAUUUUUCGUUACCUUGCUCUCCUCAGACCCGAUGCUCUGGUUAGGAAAAUUUUCAUUAUUUCUGCAUCACCGGGUCUAAAUCCUAGACAGUCUGUAAACAUACGGAUGAAAUUUGUAUUUUAUUUAAAUGAAUUGUGCCGUGGAUUUAUUCACGGCUGCGUUAUAUUCAAUAUGUGUUGAAAUUCAGUUUCUUUCCCUUGUUGAAAAUCAGGGUUUUCGUCACUUUGUCAUCGUUACUUGGUUUUUAUCGGGAAUGCACAUGGUUUUUUAAACGAGCCGUAUUUUGUCAGAUUGCAUUCUAACUUGUAAGUUAGUUCUUAAACUAAGUUCUUCUAUUUGGAUGCCGUCUUUCGGGAUAUUUAUUCAAAUACAUAUUCUCCGCCUUAUAACAAUUUCGAUAACUUAAAAUGUAACAAGCUAGCAUAUCAAAUUUUCGUUCAUUCGAAAACAUUUUUACAAAAUAAAUUCAAAUAUGUAAAGUGUAGGGUAUAGUGAAAUAAUGAUUAUAUACCGUUGAAUUCGACUUAAAAGUACUUUUAAUAUUUGAUAUUGAAAAACCAGGAUAUCGAAAGACCUAAAAUUUAAUAACGGCCUCUUAAAGAGGGAAAAAAGUGGCUAUCAGAAAGUGUCAUUUAUUUUCAAAAACUACAAAAGGUUUCAUAAAUUCAGCAGAAAAUAUUAAAUUUUUUCCAAAUUUCGGUUUUUUCAGAUGUCUACUCGGAAUUUUUUCAGAUUUCAAAGUUCAUGUUAUUGACCAUCUAAAGUCGCUAAAUUCUGCCCAUUUAACCAAUCUCUCUCAUGGUUACAGAGAUCCUUGUACUGGCUCUCCUUAACGUGGGCAUGUCGUAUACAUAACAUGCGUAUCUCACUUUUUAGAGUUAUGAUUUAAAAGUUGAUUAUUAUAAUAAUUAAAAACUUUAGUAGAGAAAGAGAAAAUAUUUAAAAUAUUUUGUAAGUUCUCGUAAUGUUUGUAGAGAUAGUAGUGUUCGAAGGCUGCAGAUAUGUCAUAACUGUAAAUUUUACAUUUUUUAAUGUGUAAAUAAUUUGCUAUUAUUAUAUUAGAGAUAUAAUUAUG